This is a messenger RNA of Aspergillus affinis, 1098 nucleotides long. RefSeq lists its product as uncharacterized. Lineage: Eukaryota; Fungi; Ascomycota; Eurotiomycetes; Eurotiales; Aspergillaceae. Bases 1 to 1098 code for a protein of 365 amino acids. The transcript is spliced from 2 exons. The record is from RefSeq and is a predicted model, not a curated record.
AUGCCUCGAUUCGCCCCCUUUAACACGGACUUCCUAGAGUAUGUGAGGGCGUUGAAUGGAAGCGAUAAUCUUCCAGCCUGCUAUAGAGGACUAGAAGAUCUACAUGUCCCCAAUAAGGAUAUAGAGGAAUUUCUUGUCAAAGAAUUCUCGCUUGGCCGACUGGAAGUGCUUCCGUUUUUGGGGUAUGCUGGAGCGAAACGCCCACCAAAGCCGCUACAUGAACAAAUUAUGAUCGGACGAGAAGUUAUCAUUACCGAGCGGAUGGACCUUCAUCUUCUCUGGACAAACGAUCGAAAAUUUUUUUUUAAACCUCUACCGGGCUUUUUGCUUGAACCAGUAUUUUGGAGAAAAUAUUUCUGCUGCCAGCCUGGCUGUGAAUGCGACUCCUCUGCAAGGAGGACAAGUGAUAGCAACAGCAAUCUUAGCAGAGAUAAGGUUUCAGAAGAGAGCAAUAUUAAUAGCAGUCCUUCUCCGAAGAAAGAUACCCUCGCACCGGUAGAAUGCCAGAGGAAGAAACUCUGGGAGUGUGCUAUGGGCUUUCUCUACAGUUAUAUCUGUCUCAUCUCCUACGAGAGCGACUUCAAUAUCGCCAGCGAGAAAUAUCUCUUGCCUCGCCAGCUUAGUAGGUCCCAAUCUGGCUGGGAGAACUGGAAAAAUAUUACCAGUGAAGUCCUUUCCAAUUUUGACAGGAACAAAGUCCAUCGUUUCCUCCGCGCAGAGCUCCGCCUUGCUCGGCUUGACAUUCUCCACCGCAUGACCCAGAUGCCGCCGUUCGAGCCCUACCUGCGUCACUACUGGAACUAUGGAAGUCUUUUUCAUGAUAAUAUCACGUUACUGGCCACUGCGACUGUCUUCAUUGCCUUGGUCUUGACGGCUAUGCAGGUCGGGCUUGCCACGGAGCAGCUAGGCCAGAACAAGAGCUUCAUGGCGGCCUCGUACGGGUUUACUGUUUUUGCAAUUCUGGGUCCGCUCUGCGCAUUUGGACUUGUUAUCCUCGAGGCGCUCUGGCAUCUGGUGAAGGAGCUGCCCCAGCUUCUCGGUUUUUCUGGAAAGCAUAAAGGAACGGCCACCACUAGCAAUGGUGAGAUACCGGUUUAA